UCUUGUUGUGUCUGCUCAGAAGGAGAAACACCUGUUAAUUUGAAAAUGAAGAUUAUAAAAAGCUGGGAGCAUGCUUGUAGUUAGUAGGUUAAUUUUUUUUUCUCCCAACAAGAGCCUCCAUACACACUCAAAGAGCAGGGGAUGGCUGUCUCUGGGCUCCCUCGCAGCCCUCAGCUGUGCCCCCAGGCCAUGGGGUGUCGUUUUGGCAGGGGGGAUGCGAAGGGGCUGCGAUGCCACUGCUGCUCCCCAGCUGCGGCCCUCCCUGCCCACGGACAGUUGGUGGGGACAGUUGGAGGCGUUGGGCCGGCAGUUCUCCCCCAGCAGGGCCAUUCCGGACUACAUCCCCUCAAAAAACAGGGCGUGAGGCAGCCCCGGCCAGCAGUGAUGGGGGUGCUGCUGCGGCUGCUGGUGCUGCUGGGCCUGUCGGGGUGCCCUUCCGCCCUGGGGGAGCUGCCUGGGGAGCUGCGCGUUGCUGCCAAAUGGGUGGCGGUGCCGCGGCAGCUGAGCCCCCGGGCUGACACCGACCCCCAGGCUGUGUCCUACUGGCUGGAGGUGGAGGGGCGGCCACGGUUGCUGCGCCUGCGGCCCCGGCGGGGCCUGAUCUCCCACCCCUUCACCUUGAUCACCUACGGCAAGGACGGGACCCGCUGGGAGGAGCACCCCUUUGUGCAGGACAACUGCUUCUACCAGGGCAAGGUGCAGGGCAGCCCCGGCUCCCUGGUGGCCCUCAGCACCUGCGGCAGGGGCCUCCGUGGCGUGCUCUGGGUGGAGGAUGGCACCUACGAGAUGGAGCCCAUCCCUGACGAUCCAGCCUUCCGGCACAUUCUCUACCGCAUGGAGAGGGCCAACGACUCCGUGGGUCCCACCUGCGGGCUGACCUCGGAGGAGAUGAAGCACCAAGAAGUUUUGCUGCCUUGGUUCAAGGCCUUCCGGGCUGUGCAGGAGGAAGAGGAAGAGGAGGAGGAGGAGGAGGAGGAGACAGUGAAGGACUGGUGGAUGCAUGUCAGGUAUGUGAAGAUGGUAGUGGUCGUGGACAACGUGCGGUUUGUGAAGUCAGGCAGGAAUGAAUCUGAAGUCUUGAGGCAAGUCAUAGAAAUCAUCAACAUUGCAGACUCUCUGUACAACCAGCUUUCUGUUCAUCUGUUUCUUUUGGCAUUGGAGAUUUGGACUGAAAAGAACCCUAUAAUCCUUACAAACGACAUCGGCAAGGCACUCGAUAGCUUUAACAAAUGGCGAAAAUCAGAGCUGUCUCCACGGAUGCGCCAUGAUUCUGCUCACUUAUUCGCAUAUCAGCGCUUUGGUAGGAGGCUGGGAUUGGCAUUUCUAGGGUCUGUGUGUGAUAACCAGUGGUCAUCAGCAGUUUGUUCCUUCACUAAUAGGAAGUUGUCCUCAUUUAUUGUCACGUUUUCCCACGAGCUGGGCCAUAUUCUUGGGAUGCGCCAUGACACAGAGCACUGUAAAUGCAGACGGAAGAAAUGCAUUAUGCAUGAACACGAUGUCGAUACCGAUGCAUUCAGUGACUGCAGUUACAAAGACUACUUUGACCUGCUUUCGCAUGGUCUUGGCUGCAUUCGUCGACCUCCAGUACCUGGCACUUUCUACAACUUGAAGCGUGAAUACUGUGGGAAUAAGGUAGUAGAAAAUAGAGAGCAAUGUGACUGUGGUUCACCAUCAAGUUGCAGAAAGGAUCCUUGUUGUCACCCAAACUGUACGCUUACUGCAGGUUCAGUCUGUGCUUUUGGAAAAUGCUGCAAGCGCUGUCAGUUCCUUCCAGCAGGAACACUCUGCAGAGGAAGUACUGGCUACUGUGACCUGCCGGAGUACUGCAAUGGGACUUCCCCUCAGUGCCCGCUGGAUAUGUACAUGCAAGAUGGAACCCCUUGCAAAGGUGAUGCUUAUUGCUAUCAAGGAAAAUGUCCUUCCCACAGUAGACAGUGCAAGCAUCUCUUCGGCAAACGAGCCGGGGUCGCUCCUUUAGAUUGCUUCAAAGCAGUGAAUACUCGAGGUGACCGUUUUGGGAAUUGUGGUAUUCGUGACAAUACCCAUUUUACAAAAUGCAGUAUUGAGAAUAUCUUAUGUGGUAGGAUCCAGUGUGAAAACAUAAACAAAUUGCCUGUCUUGCAAAGCCAUGUAACGCUACUCCAAACCCCUGUUGGAGAUAAGAAGUGUUGGGGUUUCGACUAUCACCCAGGGAUACCAAUAGAUGACAUGGGGGCUGUGGAAGAAGGCACACCAUGUGGUAGUGAAAAGCUUUGUAUCAACAGGACAUGUACCAGCUUGUCAGUGCUGAACUAUGACUGCAACCUGACAAUGUGUCACAACAGAGGAGUGUGUAACAGUCGUAAGAACUGUCAUUGCAGCUAUGGCUGGGCUCCUCCAUAUUGUGAAUGGGAAGGACUGGGGGGGAGCAUUGACAGUGGACCCCCUCCACCCAGGAAGCUGUUUGAGGCAGCAAAGACAGGAUUCAUGGUGUUUAGCCUUGUUUUACUCUUUAUUCUUGGAGUAACCCUUGCCACACGUUAUAGACAGGAAAUAAUGGGAUGUGUUCGGAAGAAAAAGGCCUGGUUCCACAGAAGAUAGCAGUUGUUUGAGAGAGUGGAAAUGCCAGCAGUUCCUAAAGCAGAAUGCCUGCUGGUGAGUCAGAAUCUACCACAAAGCAGUUGCUGAAGACCAACAAGCAGUAGCUUUGGAUGCUCCUUUGGAAAUCUCCCUUGAAUCUCCCAGCUGAUAACUCUUCAAAACAAUUCUUCAGCACAUUCUGAAUAGU
Columba livia (rock pigeon) is the source of this 2767-nucleotide messenger RNA. It is a transcript of the gene ADAM20, whose product is annotated as ADAM metallopeptidase domain 20. NCBI's taxonomy places the organism in Eukaryota, Metazoa, Chordata, Aves, Columbiformes, Columbidae. Gene Ontology annotation, biological process: male gonad development; proteolysis. The coding region runs from base 142 to 2580 and encodes 812 amino acids. Gene Ontology annotation, cellular component: external side of plasma membrane; sperm head plasma membrane; plasma membrane. The transcript has a single exon. Gene Ontology annotation, molecular function: metalloendopeptidase activity. The record is from RefSeq and is a predicted model, not a curated record.